Molecule: messenger RNA, 2038 nt
Organism: Arabidopsis arenosa
Lineage: Eukaryota; Viridiplantae; Streptophyta; Magnoliopsida; Brassicales; Brassicaceae
Source: the annotation of a GenBank genome assembly
UCUCUCUCUCUUUCUCUCUGUUCCUCUCUUUUCUCUCUGCGAAUCUCUAAUUUUCUGAUAAUUUUGAGUGUAAAAUGGAGGCAUUCGAGCAUUUGAUAGUGGACGAGUUUAACGAAGAAGACUUCUACGAGACGAUAGAAGCCCCGAAGUUUGUAGACCUCACCGCACCAGAUCAUCGCCCUGAAGGAGAUGAUCGUUACUGGUUCUGUUCCAGAGUUGGAUGUGAUCAGAAGCAUGAAGAGUUCAUGGAUUCGGAAGCUAUUUACAAAAAAUUCGUUCUUCGGGUCAUGGCAGCUAGGAGUCCAAGUGUUCGUCUUCGGAAAGCUCUUUAUAGAAAGGAUUUCAGUGUUGAUCCUAAAUGUCCCAAUACCGUUCCUGCAAAGCCCUCGAGAUCACGGGUGUCUAGAUUGGCUAUGAUCUCAUCAAUUCCUCAGAAGGGUAAUGCUAAUAUCAGGUCAAAAGAAGUUAAAGUAGUUUCCACAAAUAAGAAUGUGACUCCAAAGGCAAAGGCAAAAGGAAAGGAGUCAUCAGUGAUCUCAUCAGUUCCUAAGAAGGCAUUAACUGAGAGGAAGAAGCAAAUUCAGAGUCCAGCAGCUUUUAGGAGUGUACAGAAUCCGAGAAAUGCAACAGUCAAGGUGUCUGAAAACAGAGUUGUUGCAAAGGCUUUGGUGUUUCAAUCUCCAAAAAAGUUGGUGAAACUGAAGAGAUCUGUGGAGCUUAGUUCUUCGGUGAAGAAGUUGUGUAAUGGGAUGAGGAAGCUUGAGAUUGAUAACAAAAGAAAUGGUUUAGGGGUUAAUCAUAAGGUUGUGAGUUCAGCGCCAUCUAGAAGGCCGCUAAAAACACGAGAGGUGAAGAGCCGAGUGUUUGAUUCUGUGCGAUCACAGAAACGGAUUGAUGAAAAAGCCAAAGGUACUGGUAUUUUGAAAAAGAAGGUCAAGAAAAUGGAGAAAUUGGAAGAGCCUGCACUUUGCUCUGGUCCUUCCAAAGCUCAUGAAUCUAAUGGCAUAGAAGUUGAGGGUAAAACUAGUGGAGAUGAAGAGCUCAUGGUCGAAAACAAAUCUGAAGAAUUGUCAGACACAUUGAAGGCUAACAUAAACAAUCAGCUCCAGGACAGAGAAGAUCCUGCUGUAAUAAAGGAGAGUGGACUAGCUACAUCAAAGCAAUAUCAAAUUGCAGAGAUGGAAGAAAAGGAAAAUGCAUUAGCUUUGGAGUGUGAGGACAAAGAGAAUGUUACUCUUGCAGCGGCUGUCGAUAAAGAAGAUAUUUCUGUAAUAAAGGUGAGUGGACUGGAUAAGGCAAAGCAAUGUGAGACUGUGGAGAUUGAAGACAAGGAAAAUGCAUUACCAUUGGAGUGUGAGAACAAAGAAAAUGCUACUAAUGUAACGGAUGUCGAUAGAGAAGGCGAUGAUAAGGAAAAUUCUUCAGCCUUGGACAAUAACAGAAAAGUCGACCAAGCCACCUAUCCUCGGUUGAAAAAGAAAGUUUUUGGCAAGAAAGAAAUUUGUAAAACUACUCAAAAGGUUAUGACAGUAGCAGACAAGUGUUUCAAUGGCAAGACUGUUUCAGCUGAUACCCGUUUGGAGAAGAACGCAACUUCCCGGUUAAAAGCUUCAAAAGGAACAUCCACAAAACUUGUCUCUGAAAAUAUGGUGGAUUGCAAAAGGGUUGCAUUAGGUAGAAAGAAGCAAGUGGCAAGGAAAAGAAUCAAAACCGCGGAGCAAGCCUCGCAGAUGAAUGGAGAAUCUAAAGAAGUUGCAAUCAUCAACAAACCUUCUGUUUGUGUUGUUGCUUCAGGGGAGAAAAGACCUGUAACUGUCCCAAAGGGACCAAACUUCCAUUGUAUUCAUGUCCCUAAGAGCUGUACAAAGAGAGUGGCAUGACAAGUCUAAGAUCGGCUUUAAAAUAUAUCUGCAGUUUGAUUCACACGAGUCUUGUAAGUUUGGUUGAUCUUUGCGAUUUAACAGAAGUGAGAUUUUUUUGGUGUGUAUAAAAACACUUGCUCAGUUUCCAGAUUGAUCAAUACAAAAAUUGUUUGAAU